UUCUCUCUGGCCCCACUCCGGAGGACCAUACUCGUUUUCUUUGAGGCUGUAAGGGGCCCCCUCAGCCACGGCUGAGGUGGAAGAAAGAUGGCGGCAGCCGUGCGACAGGAUUUGGCCCAGCUCAUGAAUUCGAGCGGCUCUCAUAAAGAUCUGGCGGGCAAGUAUCGACAGAUCCUGGAAAAAGCCAUUCAGUUGUCUGGGGCAGAACAACUAGAAGCUUUGAAAGCUUUUGUGGAAGCAAUGGUAAAUGAGAAUGUCAGUCUUGUGAUCUCACGACAGUUGCUGACUGAUUUUUGCACACAUCUGCCUAACCUGCCUGAUAGCACAGCCAAAGAAAUCUAUCACUUUACCUUGGAAAAGAUCCAGCCUAGAGUCAUUUCAUUUGAGGAGCAGGUUGCUUCCAUAAGGCAGCAUCUUGCAUCUAUAUAUGAGAAAGAAGAAGAUUGGAGAAAUGCAGCCCAAGUGUUGGUGGGAAUUCCUUUGGAAACAGGACAAAAACAGUAUAAUGUAGAUUAUAAACUGGAGACUUACCUGAAGAUUGCUAGACUCUAUCUGGAGGAUGAUGAUCCAGUCCAGGCAGAGGCUUACAUAAAUCGAGCAUCAUUGCUUCAGAAUGAAUCAACCAAUGAGCAGUUACAGAUACAUUAUAAGGUAUGCUACGCACGAGUUCUUGAUUAUAGAAGAAAAUUCAUUGAAGCUGCACAACGGUACAAUGAGCUCUCUUACAAAACAAUAGUCCAUGAAAGUGAAAGACUAGAGGCCUUAAAACAUGCUUUGCACUGUACCAUCCUAGCAUCAGCAGGACAGCAGCGUUCUCGAAUGCUCGCUACUCUUUUUAAGGAUGAAAGGUGCCAGCAACUUGCUGCUUAUGGAAUCCUAGAGAAAAUGUACCUAGAUAGGAUCAUCAGAGGAAAUCAGCUUCAAGAGUUUGCUGCCAUGCUGAUGCCUCACCAAAAAGCAACUACAGCGGAUGGUUCCAGCAUCUUGGACAGAGCUGUUAUUGAGCACAAUUUGCUGUCUGCAAGCAAGUUAUAUAAUAAUAUUACCUUUGAAGAACUUGGAGCUCUUUUGGAGAUCCCAGCAGCUAAGGCAGAAAAGAUAGCAUCUCAAAUGAUAACAGAAGGACGGAUGAAUGGAUUUAUUGACCAGAUUGAUGGAAUAGUUCAUUUUGAAACACGAGAAGCCCUGCCAACAUGGGACAAGCAGAUCCAGUCACUUUGUUUCCAAGUGAAUAACCUUUUGGAGAAAAUUAGUCAAACAGCCCCAGAAUGGACAGCACAAGCCAUGGAAGCCCAGAUGGCUCAGUGAGUCAUCUCAGAACUUCUGUGCACACUACAUCUUUUUCCAUGUUGUGCAGAUUGGUUUCACUGUCUCUCCAAAGCAUUUGCAUCAUGACCUUAUACAUUUCAACCCCUUUUAUGCUGGAUUCCAUUUAAAGAAGAUAUUAGAGCAGGAAGUACAAGCAUUUAAAAAUAGCUAGUUUCCAUAUAUUCAGGGUCUCUGUGCAUUAAACUAACUCAGAUGUUUUGAAAGCUGUUUCUUUCAAUGGGGUAGGUGAAAUACCUGUGGCUAAAAAGUUUGGGAUUUGUGAUAACUUUGUAGUCAUGUAAAACUUAAGUGCUUUGUGCCUCUCCAAAUGUGGUUAUUCUAAUAAAUCGAGAAAUGAGCUACAUAAAA
Lepus europaeus (European hare) is the source of this 1677-nucleotide messenger RNA. RefSeq names its product COP9 signalosome subunit 4 (gene COPS4). The record is from RefSeq and is a predicted model, not a curated record. The transcript is spliced from 10 exons. The coding region runs from base 88 to 1308 and encodes 406 amino acids. Lineage: Eukaryota; Metazoa; Chordata; Mammalia; Lagomorpha; Leporidae. Gene Ontology annotation, cellular component: cytosol; COP9 signalosome.